Molecule: messenger RNA, 3738 nt
Organism: Plectropomus leopardus (leopard coralgrouper)
Lineage: Eukaryota; Metazoa; Chordata; Actinopteri; Perciformes; Serranidae
Source: RefSeq, a predicted model, not a curated record
AAGAUGUUCCUCUCCUCGAAGUUGGUGCUGCUGGUGACAGCAGUGAGCAGCAUCUGGGCCCAAGAGUUUCAUGAAGAGAGGAAGACGAAUAAGAAAUCCAGAGCCAAACCUCAGGCUGCAAACAUUUAUGAUGGACAAGCCAUCCUAGAUGAGGACUGCAGGUUGGAGCUCUCCUUCCUGGUCGACAGCUCAGAGAGUGCCAAGGACAAUCAUGAACAGGAGAAGCAGUUUAGCAUGAACUUGGUGGACAGACUCCAAGGGGUACAGCUGCAGAACGGCCGCAGCUUGAGUUUCAGGGUGGCUCUGCUGCAGUACAGCAGUCAUGUUAUCACCGAGCAAACCCUCAGAGACUGGAGGGGCACAGAUAACUUCAAGGCCCGUAUAGCUCCCAUCGUCUACAUCGGGCACGGCACCUACACCACCUACGCCAUCACCAACAUGACCAGGAUCUACCUGGAGGAGUCCGGCCCCAGCAGCAUCAGAGUCGCUGUGCUGCUCACAGAUGGUAUUUCCCAUCCGAGAAACCCUGACAUUUUCUCUGCUGUUGCUGAUGCCAAGAACCAAGGCAUCAAAUUCUUCUCUUUGGGCAUCACCCGUGCAGCCAACGAGCCAGCAAAUGUAGCCCAGCUACGUCUACUCGCCAGCUCCCCGGCCUCCCGCUUCCUCUAUAAUUUACAGGAUGAAGACAUUGUUGAAAAAAUCGCCACAGAAAUUACUGGCUUGGCUGAUGAAGGAUGCCCUCUGGCUCAGAGAUGUGCUUGUGAGAAAGGCGAGAGGGGACCAAGCGGGCCUACGGGGAAAAAAGGUCGUGCCGGAGAAGAUGGUGCCCCAGGGGUCAAAGGGCAAAAGGGUGAAGCAGGACUAAGUGGUCUACCUGGGCGAGAGGGUGCUGAGGGAAAACCAGGUUACAAAGGAGAGCAGGGUGAGAGGGGCGAGUGUGGCACUCCAGGAAUCAAAGGAGACAGGGGGCCUGAGGGCUCACUUGGAGCAAGAGGACUUAGAGGUCUGCAGGGGUUACUAGGACCACAAGGAGACAUCGGACCAGAGGGCCCUCAGGGAAAACAGGGGGAACGUGGCCCACCUGGACUUCCAGGAAUUCAGGGGGAAACUGGUGUUGGACUUCCAGGACCAAAGGGUGACAUGGGAUUCCAGGGCCGACCAGGUCCUCCCGGUCCCCAUGGCGUGGGUGAGCCUGGCCCUCCUGGACCUCAAGGACCACAAGGUGUUCAAGGGGAAAAAGGACCUCAUGGUGAGGGAUUUCCUGGACCAAAGGGGGAGCGGGGGCUCGCUGGCCCGAGGGGGCCAAGGGGACAACAGGGUGUAGGAAUCAAAGGAGAUAAGGGUGACAUGGGGCCUCUGGGUUUUCCAGGGCCAAUGGGACAGACAGGAGUGGGCAUACAGGGAGAGAAGGGAGUCGAGGGUCCAAGAGGUCCACCAGGAGCCAGAGGACAUCCAGGAGAAGGUUUACUUGGACCUAAGGGAGACCAAGGUUUACCGGGGGAGCAGGGAGCCCCGGGAGAGAGAGGUGUUGGAGAGCCGGGUCCAAAGGGAGAGCCUGGAGCUGCUGGUUUGGCUGGCGUGCCUGGUCUUCCAGGAGAGGAUGGCGCUCCGGGUCAGAAGGGUGAGGCUGGUUUACCUGGUUUAAGGGGACCAGAGGGGGCACAAGGGAUUGGCACUCAAGGGGAGAAGGGUGACCAGGGUCUGAGGGGCAUUCGGGGGUUACACGGGCCUCCUGGUGUCUCAGGACCUUCUGGACCAAAGGGUGAACGUGGGAUACCAGGUCAGCAAGGCUUGCCGGGACAGUCAGGACGAUCCAUAUCAGGUCCAAAGGGUGAUGUGGGUCCUGCUGGUCCCCCUGGUCCUGUUGGGGAACCAGGCCAUGGAUUACCUGGUCCAAAGGGUGAACGUGGCCAUACAGGUUUACUUGGUCCAGUUGGUCCAAAAGGUGAAGGCCUUCCUGGCCCAGUGGGUCCUCCAGGCCUGCCAGGUUUACCAGGCGAGCCAGGCCCAGAAGGAGUUGGAAUUCCCGGUCCCAAGGGUGAUAUUGGCUUUAGAGGAUUGCCAGGUUUGCCCGGCCCACCUGGAGAGGGCUUACAAGGACUACCUGGUAAUGUCGGGAGGGCAGGGCCUGCUGGUCCAACUGGCCCUCCAGGAGAGGGUAUUCAAGGCCCAAAGGGUGAGCCAGGAGCUCAAGGUAUGACUGGGCCAAGAGGGCCUCAAGGAGAUGGAUUUCCUGGCGCUAAGGGUGAUCGUGGAUCACAGGGUGAGAGGGGAAUGAAAGGCACAAAAGGUGACAUGGGAGAUUCUGGAGUUCCUGGUGAAGCAGGAAGACCAGGAGCAAAAGGAGACCCAGGCCUCACAAGAGAAGACAUAAUUAAGCUGAUCAAAGAAAUCUGUGGAUGCGGCAUCAAGUGCAAAGAAAGGCCAAUGGAACUUGUGUUCGUCAUCGACAGCUCAGAGAGCGUCGGCCCCGAGAACUUUGAAAUCAUCAAGGACUUUGUCAUCAGGUUGGUGGACGGGACUACAAUUGGACGCAACGCCACCAGAAUCGGACUGGUCCUUUACAGUCUGCACGUCCAUUUGGAGUUCAACUUGGCUCGCUACAUGAGCAAGCAGGACGUUAAGGAGGCGAUCAGAAAAAUGCCUUACAUGGGUGAAGGCACCUACACUGGCACCGCCAUCAGAAAGGCGACUCAGGAGGCUUUCUUCAGCGCUCGGCCUGGGGUCAGAAAAGUAGCCAUUGUCAUCACCGAUGGUCAAACUGACAAACGAGAGCCUGUUAAACUCGACAUAGCUGUGAGGGAAGCUCACGCUGCAAACAUUGAGAUGUACGCCCUGGGGAUUGUUAAUUCUUCUGAUCCAACACAGGCGGAGUUCCUGCAAGAGCUCAACCUCAUUGCCUCAGACCCCGACAGUGAACACAUGUACCUUAUUGAUGACUUCAACACUCUACCAGCACUGGAGUCUAAACUGGUCAGCCAGUUCUGUGAAGAUGAAAAUGGAGCCGUCAUUUACAAUCACAUUACAAAUGGACACUGGAAUGGCAACAAUGGCCAUGGGCAUGGCACUAAUGGAAACAAUGGACAUGGGCAGAAUACCAAUGGAUACAAUGGCUAUGAGAAUAAUGGUUAUGUUUACAGUUAUGGAAAUAAUGGAUAUGGGAACACUGAAAAUAGUAAUAAUUAUCAAGACGAGAUUCAAAAUCACAGACGCACCAUCAGCCGAGGCCGUGGAGACACUUUCACACUUCCCAUCAGCUCUGAUCCUCUCCCUGUUCAGGUGGUGGAAGAUGAUGAAGGUGAAGAUUUAGACUUGAGAAUCCAUGGACGGGGCAGUAAAGCUUUGGCUGCUGUAGUUUUGGUUAACAAAACAACAACUCUAUCUCAUGGGAAAGAAAGCUCCAUCUCCAAUGAGGCCUCUUCAUCCUCAUCUGCAGCAUCUGUGUCAACACUGAGCUCAGUUUCAUCUUUAAACACUAAUCAGAAGCAACCCGCAGUGAAUCCAGUCACGCCUGAAGAGGCCCCUGCUCUCGAUCCCCGCUGUAACCUCAGCUUGGACCAAGGCACCUGCCGAGACUACACCAUCCAGUGGUACUAUGACAAGCAGGCCGAUGCCUGCGCACAGUUCUGGUAUGGAGGCUGCGGAGGAAACGGCAACCGCUACGAAACAGAGGAUGAAUGCAAGAAGACCUGCGUUAGAUUCAGAACAGCUGGUCAUCCUGUCCACACCUCCAGCUGA